This is a messenger RNA of Gracilinanus agilis (Agile Gracile Mouse Opossum), 2901 nucleotides long. RefSeq names its product SMAD family member 7 (gene SMAD7). Gene Ontology annotation, biological process: regulation of transcription by RNA polymerase II; anatomical structure morphogenesis; cell differentiation. The record is from RefSeq and is a predicted model, not a curated record. The transcript is spliced from 4 exons. Bases 12 to 1343 code for a protein of 443 amino acids. Gene Ontology annotation, cellular component: heteromeric SMAD protein complex. Lineage: Eukaryota; Metazoa; Chordata; Mammalia; Didelphimorphia; Didelphidae. Gene Ontology annotation, molecular function: I-SMAD binding; transcription regulator inhibitor activity.
CCUCGUCCCGCAUGUUCAGGACCAAACGAUCGGUGCUCGUCCGGCGUCUCUGGAGGAGCCGUGCGCCCGGCGGGGAGGACGAGGAGGAGGGCGCAGGAGGAGGCGGAGGAGGAGGAGGAGGAGGAGGGGAGCCGAGGGGGGAAGGGGCGACGGACAGCCGGGCGCAUGGGGCUGGAGGAGGAGGAGGCGCUGGUAGGGGUGGCUGUUGCCUGGGCAAGUCGGUCAAAGGUGCCAAAGGUCACCACCACCACCAUCACCACCACCCCUCCUUGAGCUCCGGCGCUGCCGGGGGCUCGGAGGCGGAAUUGAAGGCUCUAACCCACUCGGUGUUGAAGAAACUGAAGGAGCGGCAGCUGGAGUUGUUGCUGCAGGCGGUGGAGUCCCGCGGGGGCACCCGCACUGCCUGCCUCCUCCUGCCUGGCAGAGUGGACUCCAGGCUGGCGCUGGGGCAGGGGCCGCCCGCGUCCCCUCUCCAGACUCAGCCUACCCAGCCUCAACCUCCGCCGCCGCCGCUGUCUUACUCGCUCCCCUUGUUGUUGUGUAAAGUGUUCAGGUGGCCAGAUCUCAGGCAUUCCUCGGAAGUCAAGAGGUUGUGUUGCUGUGAAUCUUACGGGAAGAACAACCCGGAAUUGGUCUGCUGCAACCCUCACCACCUUAGCAGACUCUGCGAACUAGAGUCUCCCCCUCCUCCCUACUCCAGAUACCCAAUGGAUUUUCUCAAACCAACUGCAGAGUGUCCAGAUGCUGUGCCUUCCUCCACUGAAACAGGGGGAACUAAUUAUCUGGCCCCUGGGGGGCUUUCAGAUUCCCAACUUCUUCAGGAGCCUGGGGAUCAGUCACACUGGUGCGUGGUAGCAUAUUGGGAGGAGAAAACAAGAGUGGGUCGGCUCUACUCUGUCCAAGAGCCCUCCCUGGAUAUCUUCUAUGAUCUACCUCAGGGGAAUGGCUUUUGCCUCGGACAGCUCAAUUCGGACAACAAGAGUCAGCUGGUACAAAAAGUCCGUAGCAAAAUUGGCUGCGGCAUCCAGUUGACUAGAGAAGUAGACGGCGUGUGGGUGUAUAACCGUAGUAGUUACCCGAUCUUUAUCAAGUCGGCCACACUGGAUAACCCCGACUCCAGGACGUUGUUGGUGCACAAGGUGUUCCCGGGUUUUUCCAUCAAGGCUUUUGACUAUGAGAAAGCAUACAGUUUGCAGCGGCCCAACGACCAUGAGUUCAUGCAACAACCAUGGACAGGCUUCACCGUGCAGAUCAGCUUCGUGAAGGGCUGGGGCCAGUGUUACACAAGGCAGUUCAUCAGCAGCUGCCCUUGCUGGUUGGAGGUCAUAUUCAACAACCGAUAACGCAACAGGAACCGGAGGGGACUAGAUGACGUUUAAAACUACUUUGCUGCUAAUAUUUUCCUUCUGAGUGCUUGCUUUUCAUGUAAACUCUUUGGUUGUUUUAUUUUUUUAAUUGUUGUUUAUGGUUUUCUGUUUGUUUUGUUCUCGAGAAAUAGCUUAUGGAAAGAAUUUGGUUUGGGUGGUGGGGGUGGAGCUACCUGGCCAGUUGAGAAUUUAAAAGGGGAAUAAAAACCAACAACAUCAGACAAAAGGUAUAAAUGACCAAUGAGUCAGAAGAGAAAAGAGGGGAGUCACUUUCGCUCUCCCAAAUCACCAUUUCACACGUCCAAUCUGUAUGGGCCAGAGGGGGACAAUUCUGUAAGGGGAGAAGAACAUGGACACUUUGUGUUAUAGAGGGAGGGUAUUUCCCUCAAGAAAAAGCCUCAGUAAGAACCCAGAGCCAUAAUAUAUAUUGCUCUUUAGCUCUUUGGAAAUGCUCGAGGGGUUGGGAUGUUAGUGCCCUCUUGGGUUCUCUCUGUUGGUUAGGUGUUCCCAUAUAAUAAGGCCACCUCUGGGAUAGAGCUCCCUUGACCUGGCCCUUCCCCAGGUACUUCUCCCCCUUUAUUAAUUGGCUUGGAAUAGAAGGCCAAGGGCCCACGCACACACAGGUCUCUUGGAAACAAACAGCAAGAUUUUGAACCAGAACCAAUACUUUCACCCUCGGCAUCCUAACCUUUUGCCACCUUCACUGCUGCCGUAAUUGUUUUUUUUCCCCUUCUUUUCCCUCCUUUUUUUCCCCCCUGACAUCUUGGUUUUUCUUUGAGAUUGACUUCCCUGAAUAUUGCUUAUAAAGUGCCCACUUUCCCAGGCCCACAAUUCCUACCAUGUGAGAAAAUCCACUCCGUCUCUCUCUUCCCCAAAACCACACCACACUGUUUUAGACCAGUGAGUUGGGGAGGAGAGGGAAAGAGAAGAUCACUAAAUGGGAAGGAAUGGAAACUAGCCCCCUGCUACACCCACCCCCACCCCCCUUCCACUGUCCCUUCAAUGGUCCAUCUUAACCCAAAGCCGGUUAUCAAGGUACCACUCGUGUCCCAGAAUACUGUGUUUUCAUUUCUUCUACAACUCAUACACUUGUAUGAUACUUUUACACUGUUCUUAGCUCAAUGAGCAUGUUUAGACCUUAACAUAAGCUAUUUUUCUAACUACAAAGGUUUAAAUGAACAAGAGAAGCAUUCUCAUUGGAACUUUAGCAUUGUAGUGCUUGGUGAGAGAGAAAGGACUCCUGAAAAAAACUGAGAUUUAUUAAAAGAAAAAAUGUAUUUUAUGUUAUAUAUAAAUAUAUUAUUACUUGUAAAUACAAAGACGUUUUAUAAGCAUCAUUAUUUAUGUAUUGUGCAAUGUGUAUAAACAAGAAAAAUAAAGAAAGAUGCACUUUGCUUUAAUAUAAAUGCAAAUAACAAAUGCCAAAUUAAAAAAAAGAUAAACACAAGAUUGGUGUUUUUUCUAUGGGUGUUAUCACCUAGCUGAAUGUUUUUCUAAAGGAGUUUAUGUUCCAUUAAACAAUUUUUAAAAUGUA